AUGAGGAUCUCCACCUUCCUCCCCGUUCUGGCUGUCCCUUUUGUACAAUGUCAUUACAUUUUCAGUCAACUCAUCGUUAAUGGAAAUGCUGUAGGUAGCGAUUACACCUACAUGCGCAAAAACAGCAACAAUUACCAGCCGUCCUUCACCUCAGAGAUUGUCAACUCUCCAGAGCUGCGUUGCAACAAAGGUGCCACUACAGGGACUGCCCAGACCUACACCGUAGCUGCCGGGAGUAAGGUUGGCUUCAAACUCUGGUAUAAUGAGUUCAUUGAGCAUCCCGGUCCGGGGUUUGUUUACAUGUCCAAAGUCUCCGGUUCAUUGAACGGCUAUGACGGAUCAGGGGACUGGUUUAAGGUGUACGAGACUGGUCUUUGCGGUGGUCAGCCAAAUGUUGAUACUAGCUGGUGCACUUGGCAAAAAGACCGCAUCGAGUUUACCAUCCCGAACCGCAUCCCACCAGGCGACUAUCUUGUCCGUGUUGAGCAUAUCGGCCUUCAUGAAGCUCAUGUGGGCAAGGCCCAAUUCUAUAUGGAAUGCGCUCAUCUCAAGAUUACCGGCAGCGGAGGAGGCACUCCAGGUCCCCUUGUCAAGAUUCCUGGAAUCUACAAGGCUAGCGACCCCGGCAUUGCAUACAACAAGUGGACAAACACACCCGCCCAAUACAUCAUGCCUGGCCCCAAGGUCUGGGUUGAUAAUGGGUCUUCUAGCCCUCCCCCAGGCACGUCUCCAUCUAACCCCCCUCCCUCUUCGGGUGGCGGUGGUGCUCCUCUUUACGGCCAGUGUGGUGGCACAGGCUGGACUGGGCCUACAACAUGUGCGCAGGGAACUUGCAAGGUGACGAACGAAUGGUACAGCCAAUGCGUUUGA
Molecule: messenger RNA, 870 nt
Organism: Colletotrichum graminicola M1.001
Lineage: Eukaryota; Fungi; Ascomycota; Sordariomycetes; Glomerellales; Glomerellaceae
Product: fungal cellulose binding domain-containing protein
Exons: 2
Coding region: 1-870 (289 amino acids)
Biological process (GO): carbohydrate metabolic process
Cellular component (GO): extracellular region
Molecular function (GO): cellulose binding
Source: RefSeq, a predicted model, not a curated record